UGCGAUCUGGUCACUAACUCUAGGCUCAUUUGCCUGAGGGCAGCACUGUGGUGGGACUAAUGCUUCUCAGAGGAAAAAGAUGGAGAAUUAUCUCUUCCCUCAGGAAUUCCUUACUGAUAGUUGGCUGAGCUCCAAUCCCACUACCUGGGCAGUUAAUACCAUCCUUGCCUUUGUAUGGGGACUGGGGCUCCUCUUCCUCUUACUUUCCUAUUUCCAGCCUGAUCUGUCCUCACGACCACGCAAGAAACAUAGGAAGAGCAGGAAGUACCAUGCAGAGCCACGGAGAAGAAGCAAGAGGGGAAGGAGCAAGAAAAACCAGACUCUGAAAGUUUUCAGAGAUUGCCUACAGGAUCUGGAAGAGGUUCAGGACCUGUUCUCUCUUCUGCAAAGCCACCUGUCGAGGCUCUCCGACCAGGGCGGCUUUCACCAGUUCUUACAUCAAGCAGCCCCUGGGCAGGUGCGCCGAGGGGCACCAGCUGGAGCCAGUCAGCCAUGCAGGGAGCCUGUGGAAGACGCUGCUCCCACUGUGGCCCCAUCACCUGCCCACGCUCCACUGACGGGCCCCCCUUGGCCUCUGGCUUCCACCCUGCCAUCAGGACCAAUGACGACCUCAAUUUCUGUCGGUUCACAGUCCUCCCUGAGUACUUCCUGGCCAGCAGAGCCUUUCCUCCCCCCGGAUGGCUUUUCACACCAGCCCCUUGCUCUUCCUCCUUCCCCGCCAUGUCUCCCUCCUUCCGAGGCCUCCCCUCGGCCUCUGACAGCCUCCUUGGACCCAGAGCAGCCGGAUUCUCCUUUGACUCUCCCUCAGUGUGACUCAAGGGCACCCCUGCCGUGCCCUAUCCCACAGAGCUCAGCUCCACACACACCUUGGUCAGCUGACAGGACAGCUCCUGGCCCAGCCAUCUCGGGCCUGGGCCGCUCACGCUACCCCAUUUCGGCCCUGUCCUGGUGGCAGGCAGCUGCCAAUGCCUGGAACCUGUCCACCUCAACAUGCUUGGAGUCCCGUCAAGCGCCCCUGUCUGGCGGCCCACCAGAGGCCUUGUUCUGGGGAGACCCCAGACACAGACAGGGAGAGACUAGGAUCCCCCCUCUCAAUAACCCGGACAUCCAGAAGCUUCUGGAGAUACUAACCGCCAAGAGAACAGAACUGAAGUUUUGGAAGGAGAAGGAAAAGAAGGAAAGGUCAAAAUACCAGCUGACGUCUUUUGGAAGAAUGCUCAAGUCCCCAGGUGAUGGGCAGGACACCAUGGGCUGCCCGUCCUUCUGGAGCAUCAGCGGCAAAGCGAAACAGCUGUUCGGUGCUGAGAAGCCCCCACAUCCCAAGAUUCCAGGGGACAGUUUGGAGCAGAAAUGCAGCCAGCUCUUCUGGGGUCUCCCCUUUCUGCACAGCGAGUCCCUGGUGGCCACUGUUAGGGUGACCGAUCCCCCACUGGAGCUCCCAUCCAUCAUAUUCAAUGAGCUCUCUCAUGCCUUGCCGCUCCAGAUUCAGGCCAGCGUGACUCCAGGCCUCUCCCUGACCCAGGACGUACAAGACCCUUCAGCCCCACCCCAACCCUUGACCCAGAGCUUGUCCCAGUCCCUGCCCCUGCCUCUGCCCCAGCCCCUCCCUCUGGAUCAGACCCAGCCCCGGCCCCUCCCUCUGGACCAGCCCCAGCUCCCACCUGUAGCUCAGCCCCAGACCCAGGCAAGCCUUGCACCCUCUGUCCCAGUCGGACCGCCUUCUCUGCCACCCAAGAUGGGGAGCUGCGAGGUGUCUUGCCCUGUAGCCCAGAAGACACCGUCUUACGUGUCAACUGCCCUUCAGAACCUGGAAUGUCACUUCCUGAAGAAGCAACUAGAAAGUGACAAGGUACCCGCUGUGGUGAAAAGAUCUCAGGAAGUCUUUAGCCGAGGUCCUCCCAACCUUCCACAGGGUGGGCAGGCCCCUAAGGGCCAUGGGUCAGACUCUGUCCUUCCUGGGAACUUGAUCGACUCUGAGCUCCGGAAGCAACUGGAGUGGCACCUUUGGAAGAGGCUCAUGAAGCAAGAAAGGGGCCCGCCCUGCAGGAUCCAUCUAUCCCGGAAGAUACAGCCUCACCAAGAGUUCCAGAAGGUGCCCCAGGCACGCAACUGGCACAGCCCCACAUCCGAGUCUGAGUCUACGGAUGGAAGCUGCCAGGCCACGCAGAAGACUGGGUCCAGGUACCCAAGAAGGACCGUGCCAGGAAAAAGCCUGGGCAAGGAUUCAAGGUCCGGUGCAGGGAGGAUCCAGAAAGAUCUACACAGGGGCGUGACGAGCUCUUCAGGGAAGGCUCCAGGAAGAAAUCGUGAGAAGUCAGACACAGACUUGAAGCCCUCCACAAGCAGCGCAGAAGAGAAACACCCAGAAAAAGACCGUCAAGCCCAUUUCAGGAAGUUGGGGCAGUCCAGAGAGGGUCAGGUCCCUUCCCGGCUCACUGCCCACCACGCCUCGGACCUUCCUGGAAAGCCAAGCCCUCAUGGGAAACCUGGAAAGCCAGCACUUUCCAAGUGUUGGGAACCCUGCAUGACCACUUCCCAUGAUUUUUCCAUCCUCAGUCCAUACGCUCAGCGGAUGCUAGAAGCACAUAUCAUAAGGUUUAGGGUGAAGCACCGGUGGGGCCUCCCCCUCAAGGUUCUCAAGCCUAUAAACAUCUUCAAGUUGAAGAAGGGCUUCCUCCUCUCCCGGCCCUCCCCUCCCCGCUCAGCCAUCUUUGUAUCCAAGGCCGGCUCAGGGACCAAGUUUGUGGGAAAUCCUCCUCAGCCCUAUCAAGGAGAGGUGAUGAAAGAGUCUUAUCCCACCUGGGGGAGUCCCCUUGGUGCUCCCCAGCCUACAUGUAAGGAAAUCCAGCAAACUCUGGAAGGGACCUCACCAGGGGGUGGCCCUCCGGCUGGACAGGAGACCAGGCCACCUUCUCAGACCUUCACAUACAGCUUUGUGGGCAGAAUCUGGCACAGUGAGAUUGCCUCAAGGACUCUUAUGAACAGCACCUUGGAGGGAAGUCCAAGUCCAGCAAUAGCCACGAAGGAGCCAAGAAGGGCGAAUGGGGGUUGGGCCUCACGGGAUGUGACCGUGCUAGAACUCAGCUUAGAGCCCCAGGAUUUGAGUGCCAAAGAGCCCGGGGAGGUUGAGGAGGCCCCUGCCUGGGGAGUCACUUUAGAACCCCAUGUGCUGGACAACAACCAAGGCCUCUCUGGCGAGCUGAGAAGAUCGGGGUCUUCAGGGGACAGCAACAGCCCCCUGCCAUCUACUGUGUUGGUCACCCAAGACCCCGAAGAGCUAUGUGUUGAGGCUCGGCACAGCGGAUCGGAGCCCCAGAAGUUGAUGGAGUCAGAGAACCGGCCUCGGGCCGCCAGCCCCACUGUGCUCCUUCAAGACUGUGAGACUGGGGUCCUCCUUCAAGACUGUGCCACUGAGCGUCUCCUUCAAGACUGUCAGUCCAACGUUUUCCUCGCUGCUGACGUCUUGGCUUCUCAGGGAUGUCUGUCUGGCUUCCAGAGCAGGUCCAGUGAAGAGACAUCUACUUCCCAGGUGCCACGUGGCCAAAGAUCCCGUGGCCAGAGCCCCCUCAGGCAGCCGGGACCCCUGAGACUGAAACACCAAUGUAAGAGCCGGAGCAGAUCAUGUGUCCCCCACGAGGAGAGAGAGAGCUCCAGGAGGUCCCCCUCGAGAGAGCCUGCCAGAGGGUUGUCAGAAUUGAAGCUCCUCCAGAUCAGUGAGGUGAGACGCCCUGUCCAGAGCCAGGAGUCAGCAGAAGCUUCGGGAAGCAAGACCUGUGAGAUCUCACUGAAGAAGGAGGCAGUGCCUCCGGAAAACUACUUCAGGAGAAGGAUGAAGCACCUGCUCCAGUGGUUCCUUCCCAGUAGAGGCAAAGGAUUGGAAGAUUCCCUUCAAAAGGGCAAGUCUUCGUCAUCCCAGGGCCGGGGACAAGCCACAGGCAGGUCGGCCAUGGACAGCACUUCUGCCGAGGCUCAGGUGGUCGUGACUGCUGUGGGGCAGAUCCUAGAAGAGAAAAUGGUGCCUCACCAGGGACUCAGGGCCCCGGAGUUCAGCUGGUGCCAGAAGGAUCUCCAGGCUUCGGCACGCCCAAGUGUCUGCUACCACAGGGUCCUCUCCUACCAAGAGCAGAGGAGGGUGAUGAGGGAGACGGCCAGCCCACAGGGCACCCCCAGGGGCCGCAGCUAUGCCAACAAGACCGAGUGGGUCGUGUGGCCCUUCCCCGCCAGGGUGCCGGGGGCCCCAGGCAGACCCUGCCAGUGCGGGUCCCUGGUGCCAGGCCCUUCAGGCCUCACCCUAAAGCCACAUUGCCCCAGGCACUGCCUCCUUCAAAGAUACAUCACACCGGGCCAACCACUCUGUGCUGCUCACGCCUUUCCUAGGAGGACAACUUUCCUCCAAGAAAAAACGCAAACGGUGCAGAGAAAAACUUUUUUUUCUCACAUUAGCACAUCCUCUAUGGGCUAAUGGCUUCUCCAUGCCACAAUUACUUUGCUUCCCCAAAAUACAUGUU
This is a messenger RNA of Mustela lutreola (European mink), 4508 nucleotides long. Its product is annotated as spermatogenesis-associated protein 31E1-like. Bases 80 to 4462 code for a protein of 1460 amino acids. The record is from RefSeq and is a predicted model, not a curated record. NCBI's taxonomy places the organism in Eukaryota, Metazoa, Chordata, Mammalia, Carnivora, Mustelidae. The transcript is spliced from 4 exons.